AGGAGAUGAAAAAUGCUAGAACAACCAACCAAUGCAAAACACUAAACACAAGCGAUGCUCCAAUCUUCGAACGUCCCCAAUCUCUCUCUCGCAAACCAAACCCUAGCCUGGCCUAGCAACAAUGGCGCCGUGAAUCCAAUCCAAUCCAAUCGGAGCCGAAUCGAAUCGUGCCGGGCGGAGGGAGGGAGGGAGGAAGAAGAACCGAAGAAGAGAGAGGGGAGAGAUGGUGGGGCGCAACGAGGAGAAGGCGCGGCUGGCGCUGGCCGCCAUGAACAAGCUGGGGUUCGGCCGGAAGCAGGCCACUCCCGUGCUCAAGCGCCUCUUCAGGCUCUUCGACCGGCAGUGGGAGCCCAUCGAGGCCGACUCCUACCGCGCCCUCGCCGAAGCAAUCCUCGACGACCAACUCCAAUCCCAAUCCCAAUCCCAACCACAGCACCAGCCCAACGGCGGCAGCGGCGGCGGCGGCGGCGGCAAUGAGGCGCCGGGGCAGGAGGAGGAGCUGGAUGGCAUGCCAGAAAUCUCCACCCCUUCCACAACCCCCUCUUUCAGAGCCACACCACCGCAAAGCUCCAGCUCCAGGACCCAUUUCAGAGCCCCUGCCUCUGCCUCUGCUCCUCCACCCGGAUCCACAGCCAGAGGCAUAGUGGAAAGGGUUGUCUUGGCCCCAGCCCCAGGCGCACCCUCACCAACCGCACUGCUCACCAAGCACAAGCAGAUGAUGGAUGCAGAGUUUCAGCAGCCUGCCUUCUUCCCCAAACACCCCAACCCCCAACCCCCUCAACCUGUCGACAUGGACGCGUCCGGCUGUUGGGAUGUGCAGCCUGGCUUGAUUCUCCGCUCCCGCAACCGCAACCGCAACCGCAACGCUUCCUCCUCGUCCGAGUUCAAUGCGGUGCCUCCGCCUGACCGUGACCGAAAUCCUCACCACAUUUCAGGUAGUGAUAAAAACAGGGCAAUUCAGCAUCACAACAGAAAUGCAGAGAUGCCUGCUGUAUCUGUGGAGCCAACAAGCAGCAGCACACUGAUCAAUGGAACAGGGUCUCAAGUGCAGGAGAUUGAUGUCGCGUCAUCCCCUGGGGGCGAGGUUAAGCUGUCUCUGAAAUGCAGCGCAGACCCAUCAAAGCUCAACAUGCCUGAUCUGGAAGCAGUUUACAAGAUGGUUGAGGACAAAUACCACUGCUCGGACAAGCUUCUUCCUCCUGAUUUCUCCAUUCCUGGCCUCAUGGCCGAGAUAUGCCAGAGUGUCGUGCAGCUGGGCACUCAACAUACUGUGGAGCAUAUUACACAAUCACGUACCGUUGGUAAUGGCAGCACGUCUAAAUGCGUGGAGGGUGGUUCAGCGAGUUCAACUACUGCCCCGCAACCGCAUUCGGCACUUUCAAGGACUACCCAUGAUGUACAUGACAUAUCCAAGGGACAAGAAAAUGUCAAGAUACCGAUAGCAAAUGAGUCUGGCAGAGGAAAAUGCCCACCAUCGUUUUCCUACGUGCCAGGCAACGAGGUAUUUCAAAAUGGUAUUGUGAACAUCUCCCUUGCACAGAUUGGUGCUGAAGACUGUUGUGCUGAUUGCUUUGGCGACUGCUUGUCUGCGCCUGUACCAUGUGCUUGUGCAAGAGUCACCGGGGGUGCAUAUGCAUACACACCGGGCGGUUUGGUAAAGCCAGAUUUCAUUGACAAGUGUGUCUCCAUGAACCGGGUUCCCGAAGCACAUCACAAGGUCUUUUGCAAGACGUGCCCGCUCGAGAGGUCGAGAGAUAAAGCCUCACCAGAGCCUUGCAGGGGCCACCUUGUUCGGAAAUUCAUCAAGGAGUGCUGGAGCAAAUGCGGGUGCAGCAUGCGGUGCGGCAACCGUGUGGUCCAACGCGGCAUAAGAUUCAACCUUGAGGUGUUUUCCACGGGAAAUGGGAGGGGUUGGGGGCUGCGCACGCAGAACGCAUUGCCAAAAGGAGCUUUUGUGUGCGAAUAUGCGGGGGAAAUACUAACAUGCGCAGAAGUACAUGAGCGGGCAGUCGAGAACAUGAAGAAUGCUAGGUAUACACAUGCGGUAGUGUUGGAUGCUGGCUGGUCUUCGGGAGGGUCGCUGAAGGACGAAGAGGCAUUGUGCCUAGAUGGAACCUUUUAUGGGAAUGUUGGCAGAUUCAUCAACCACAGAUGCCGUGACUCAAAUCUGGCCAUGGUUCCUGUUCAAGUGGAGACUCCUGAUCGGCACUAUUACCAUGUUGCAUUCUUCACUAGCAGGAAGGUGGAGGCCCUAGAGGAACUGACAUGGGACUAUGGGAUUGAUUUUGACGAGGAGUUGGGGCCGGUGAAGGUGUUUGAGUGCCUGUGUGGAAGCAAGUACUGCCGAGGAAGUCGUCGGCAUCGUCAGCGCCUGAGGAAUGGGAAUGGGAAUGGGACUGGGAAGAAGAGAAGCAGGGGAGAUCCUGGGCAGGAUUGAAGGGUGUUGAUGCCAUGCCUGUUAACUCAUUCACCAAGUAGUAGUAGUAGCAGUAGGCAAUUGACCUGACUGAUUUGUUGUUGGUGGAAAAAUGCUGUCUCUCUCUCUCUUGGUUGGACAAGAAACUCUUUCUGAUGCUGCUGCUGCUCUGUUCUGUGUAAUGAAAUGAAAAUGAAGCAAAGCAUCCAUGAGAAGAUGAAUGAGGAGGUGAAGUGACCUUGAGGCAAGAGAGUUUGUUAUUAUUCAGUCACCUUGAGGCAAAAGAGAUGAAUAAUGAUUGCUUGCUUGCUUGCAAGGUUAGGAGUAGAAAUUAGUAUGUAUUUCCCAUCAAACUGGUAAGAUUAUGUUUGAUUCAUGGGAUGGGCCUCAUUUUUCUC
Triticum aestivum (bread wheat) is the source of this 2814-nucleotide messenger RNA. RefSeq names its product probable inactive histone-lysine N-methyltransferase SUVR2. The transcript has 8 exons. The record is from RefSeq and is a predicted model, not a curated record. Bases 224 to 2437 code for a protein of 737 amino acids. Gene Ontology annotation, cellular component: nucleus. Lineage: Eukaryota; Viridiplantae; Streptophyta; Magnoliopsida; Poales; Poaceae. Gene Ontology annotation, molecular function: protein binding; zinc ion binding; histone methyltransferase activity.